UAAUUUUCAGUAAUAAAAUUUGGUGUAAGGUUCAAAGAACGGAAAAGAGUUUAGCGAGGCUGACUAAUCCAAGUUUGAACUACUGACGGGAAUACAAACGGAACGAGAUACUGGGCGCUGCACAUUUCCGCCGACUGCGUGGCAAAUACUGGAACGAAAGCGUAGAGGCACCGAACAAAAAAUGGGAAUCCUGUUAAAAGAAAAAUGGACAGCCUGAAUACCAACGGCAACAACACUCAUGAAUUUUGUAGUAUUCAGUACAAACAUUUCGUGGCACCGUACGGAGAACUCUGGUGUAAUCCGGUAUGGGAUUCGUUGCUCUGUUGGCCGCCAAUGAAAGCUUCUACGACGGCAAAGCAGCGAUGCCCCUUUGUGGAUGGAUUUGAUACGACCAAAUCCGUAGAGAAAAAAUGUGGCUACAAUGGACGGUGGGAGGCACAGAACGGCACAAGCAUAAACGAGGAAUCAUUCAUAGGCUGGGCGAAUUAUACUACCUGUUUAACGCCAGAAAUGCUGUGGCUUCACUACAGAGUCUACAAUAAUAAUGUCGAGGGCGAGAUGAAAAUGGAAAUAGCAGAGAAGACACGUACUCUUGAAUUUGUCGGUCUCAGUAUAUCUCUGGUAGCUUUGCUCGCUUCUCUGGUGAUUUUCUGUCGAUUCAGAUCGUUGCGAAACACGAGGACUAGAAUUCAUAAGAAUCUCUUUGUCGCCAUGGUCGUGCAAGUACUGAUAAGAUUAACGUUGUACAUAGACAUCGCGAUCUACCGUAGGAAACCGCACGGAAUGCACCGAGGAAUAGGAAAUACUCCAGUGUUGUGCGAGGCCAGUUACGUGCUGCUGGAGUACGUCAAGACUGCGAUGUUUAUGUGGAUGUUCAUAGAGGGUCUGUUUCUGCACAACAUGGUGACUGUGACGGUUUUUCAAGAGACGUCUUAUUACCGGAUGUAUCGAUUUGUUGGAUGGGGAUGUCCAGUACUGAUGACCUCGGCUUGGGCCGUUGUUAUGGCAUUUUAUUAUCAUCCGAAAUCAAAAUUUCCUAGAUGCUGGUCAGGAUACAAUUUAUCGUCCUACUUUUGGAUUCUUGAGGGACCUAGAUUCGCAGUGAUAUUGCUCAAUUUUUUGUUUUUGCUGAAUAUUAUAAGAGUGCUCGUGGUGAAGCUUCGGCAAAGUCACACAAGCGAAAUUGAACAAGUUUUGAAAGCCGUAAGGGCAGCCGUGGUACUUUUACCGUUAUUAGGCAUUACUAACAUGCUCUUCAUAAUCGAAGCGCCUCUGGAUAACGUAAGCAAAUUCGCUGUGUGGUCCUACUCCACUCAUUUCCUGCGAUCGUUUCAGGGCCUUUUCAUCGCGACGCUUUAUUGUUUUCUUAAUGGCGAAGUAAAACUCGCUUUGGAUAAAACCAUUGCUGUUUAUCUUUCUCUAAGAGGAGGCGAUCUACAGACCAGAAGACAGUCGACCCUUAGCGGCGGUCAAUCUCACCGAAUAACUUCGGUGAUCGUAAUGGAAGAGGAAGAAACGAGACCUACCGGGUUGAUGAGACUGUGUUGUCGCGGUGGAAAUACUCCGCCAGAUCGGCCUGUCGAAAUACAAGAACAGAGAGAUAAAAAAAUUGAAUGCGUACUUUUUCGAGGACAGCAGCCUAAUCGUAAUAAAUGCGCAAAUCUCCCAACGUCUGGCAGCCAAUCUCACAGUAAAAUAAUUCCUUGGAUCGUCGAAUUAUCAGUACUACAUUCGGAUUUUCGAUCAAAGGAAACGGAUUUUCCUUUGCCGGAGAUUGACAGUAUUGACACAGUAUGCAUUACGUCACAGUAACUGAGGCGGAAUUUUCUCAUAAGAAUCUAACUGUAAUUAA
This is a messenger RNA of Cyphomyrmex costatus, 1852 nucleotides long. It is a transcript of the gene Pdfr, whose product is annotated as Pigment-dispersing factor receptor. The transcript has 16 exons. Gene Ontology annotation, cellular component: plasma membrane. The record is from RefSeq and is a predicted model, not a curated record. Bases 205 to 1812 code for a protein of 535 amino acids. NCBI's taxonomy places the organism in Eukaryota, Metazoa, Arthropoda, Insecta, Hymenoptera, Formicidae. Gene Ontology annotation, biological process: adenylate cyclase-modulating G protein-coupled receptor signaling pathway; cell surface receptor signaling pathway. Gene Ontology annotation, molecular function: G protein-coupled peptide receptor activity.